AGAGGUUCUCUCCUGGUUCUGGGAAUCGAGCGGGUUUUUGUCCGUUGGUUCGUUUUUGAAUUUCAAACAGCGUACCAACCCACUAAACCACUAAACAAACCCAUCUCUUACCUUCUCUCUCUCAAUCCUCUUGUUGGUUGCUUUGUUUGAGAGAUACCCACUUCAUUUUUCUCACUCUUUGCUAGGAAACUUUUGUCAAGUUGUGAUCUUUCACUUCUUUGAGGUCCUUUCAGACUUCAACUCUGUGCCCAAUUGACAUUACCUCUUGAAGGAUUGUAUUGUUAUUUGUUUUCUUAGAUCAAGCAGAAACUUGUUACUAAUGAGUGGUUCAGGAAAAUGGGUGACGUCUCUUCUAGGUCUCAAGAAAUCUGAAAAGGAAGACAGUGAUAGGAUUAGGGGUAAGAGCAAAAAAUGGAAGCUAUGGAGGAGUUCAUCAGGGGACCUGGGAUCUUCUUGGAAGGGUUUCAAAGGGAAUCACAGAGCAGCCUCAGAGUGCUCUGAUUCUUCCCCAAGGGCUGAUGCUUUUUCGGCUGCAGUAGCCACGGUAGUCCGAGCUCCACCUAAGGAUUUCAGGGCUGUGAGGCAGGAAUGGGCUGCCAUCAGGAUUCAAACUGCUUUUCGUGGCUUCUUGGCCAGAAGAGCUUUGAGGGCCUUGAAAGGUAUUGUGAGGCUUCAGGCUCUAGUACGAGGUCGACAGGUGAGGAAACAAGCUGCAGUGACAUUGAGAUGUAUGCAGGCUCUUGUCCGAGUUCAGGCAAGAGUAAGAGCUCGUCGCGUUCGAAUGUCCAUUGAGGGGCAGGCAGUGCAAGAAAUGCUCAAUGCGCGUCGCUCUGAGGCUGAACUCUUGAAACAAGCAGAGGAAGGGUGGUGUGAUAGCAAGGGAACAGUGGAGGACGUUAAAGCAAAGAUACAAAUGAGGCAAGAAGGAGUACUCAGGAGAGAAAGAGCAAUGGCAUACUCUCUUGCUCAGAAGCAAUGGAGAUUGAACCCCAGUUCAAAUGCCCGAAUGAACGGCUCAGUAUCCUCCUUCAAGGCUCAAGACUUGGACAAGAACACAUGGGGUUGGAGUUGGUUAGAACGCUGGAUGGCGGCCAAGCCAUGGGAGACUAGGUUGAUGGGACAAUCUCCCACAGACCCCUCAGCGACCACUCCACCUCCAAAGGCUUGUGUGGACCGUGUAGGAGCUCAAUCAAAAUCAUCUGAACCUUAUUCUGUGAAAGUAAGAAAGAACAAUGUUACCACUAGGAUUUCAGCUAAGCUGCCAAUCGGGCAAGCCACUCGGUCUUCUUCAAGCCCGAGUUCUGAAUUUCGAUAUGAUGUGAGCUCAGCUUCAUCGUCAUUUUGUACUUCUACAACACCCAUCUCAGGAAACACUGUGUUUGCAUCAGAUAGAACAGAGGAGAGUGGCAAUAGUAGUAGUAGGCCUAGCUACAUGAACCUGACUGAAUCAACCAAGGCAAAACAGAGAGCAGGCAGUUACUUAUCUAACAGGAUUCAGAGGCAAUCAAUGGAUGAGUUUCAGUUUCUCAAGAGGUCUGGAGCAUUCUCUAAUGGAGAUUCAAAAAGCAGUGCUGGUUCUGAUCCUUCUUCAGUCAAUUUCUCAAAGCCACUCUACUUGCCAACUCGAUUGGACAAGAGGUCAAUGAAACAACUGAGAGAAAAGGAACUUCACUAUUAAGUAUAGAUAAACUUAAAAAUGUUCCCUUAGAAGUUCAACAGCUUGUUGUCCUCCAUUAUUUAUCAGUAUUUUAUUUACUUGAAUGCUUGUGUAAUUCUGAAGCUGUACCAAAACAGCGCAUUGAGAUUUGAGAGUUCUUGAGAGUUUAUUCAUUUUGUAAAAAUAGUUCAUUGGAAGCUUGUUUGCAAA
Tripterygium wilfordii is the source of this 1867-nucleotide messenger RNA. Its product is annotated as protein IQ-DOMAIN 1-like. The coding region runs from base 320 to 1678 and encodes 452 amino acids. The record is from RefSeq and is a predicted model, not a curated record. Lineage: Eukaryota; Viridiplantae; Streptophyta; Magnoliopsida; Celastrales; Celastraceae. Gene Ontology annotation, molecular function: protein binding. The transcript has 5 exons.